Molecule: messenger RNA, 3273 nt
Organism: Cryptomeria japonica (Japanese cedar)
Lineage: Eukaryota; Viridiplantae; Streptophyta; Pinopsida; Cupressales; Cupressaceae
Product: P-loop NTPase domain-containing protein LPA1 homolog 2
Exons: 10
Coding region: 367-2775 (802 amino acids)
Source: RefSeq, a predicted model, not a curated record
CACCAGCAGUAAAAAUUUAAAUAUUUUCACGUUUUUAACGCUUAGCUAUUUAAGUUGUUCACUUCAUCUGGAUUGAACGUAGUUGUCAUCACUGCUUUUUCAUCGCUAUCAAAAGAAACGAUAAAAAAAAUUAACGGGAAAAAAAAAAAACGGGCAAAAAAACGGUUUCAGAUUUUAUCGCGCUUAUUUGAACGCCAUGGAAUUUUCAGCGUUGUUUAGGAAAUUUAAAUGUCCAAGGAAGCGAGUGCCGUGAAACAGGGGAGCAAAUUUUAUCGCAAAUUUGGAAGAAAAACAUGCCGCAUUCGUUCCUCUGAAAACGAUUUGUUGAGACUGUUGAUUGAUUAUUUGGAUUGAAUUGAACCUGAAAUGAUCACCUUUAUUUAUGUGUUCAAAGAAAACACUUUGUCCUUAAUAGGGGUUGGCCAGAUUGUAGAAGGUGCUGCAAUCUUUAUGGACUUAAUGGCAGAGGUACAGAAGAUUUUCUCCAUAAUUGUAAUUGAUGAUGAUUCACAAGAUGGAGAGGAAGAUGAAAAAUUACCUUAUUUGAUUCCACAAAGGGAAAAUCAAUCUUUUCAUUACACACGCAUGAUUUUGCAAAGCACAAUUCAGUUGAUGGGUUGCAAACCACGACAUGCUUUCAAGAUUAGUAGGAAGGUCUUUGAGGUCAUGGGGAAUGAAAUUCCUGUCAAGGGCAGUGUCAUUGAGGAGAAUGGAAGUUCAUUAAUGAACUCUAACGAGUCUUUUUUCGAGGCUGGAGAAGAUAACUUAAACUGCAUUGCACAUGAAAACCAGAAGGAAAGAGAAUCCACUGAGAAGGAUGAAGACAGGAAACAAACCUUAUACAAGAAGCGGAUUUCAGUUGUAGUGACAAGGGAGAAAUUUUUGGAUGUUGUUUGUGAUUCUCUUGCUGAAUAUCGUUACGUGGGCCCAAAUCAAAGAGCUGACUUCAUUGUGGCAUGCAGACAACGAGAGCGAAAGGAAUCAUUGACUAUUUUGCUUUGUGGUACAAGUGGAUGUGGCAAGUCAACUUUAUCUUCUUUAUUGGCUAGCAGACUUGGAAUCACAACUGUUGUUUCAACGGAUUCUAUACGUCACAUGAUGAGGAGUUUUGUAGAUGAAAAGGAAAACCCUUUGUUGUGGGCCUCAACUUAUCAUGCUGGUGAGUGUUUGGAUCCAGUUGCUGUAGCAGAAGCAAAGGCCAAAAAGAAAGAGAAAAAAAUUUCAGGACAGCCUGGAAAUGACCAGUCCACUAGCAGAGAGGCAAAAGCUGAUUACCAAGCUGAUAGUUAUGUAGGCAGUGAGAUUGAGAACAAAAAGCAAAUGAUAUCUGAUACUUCUGCAAAUGGAGAAAGAUUUGAGGCUAAUCUUAGUGUGGAAGCUGUUGGAUCCAAAGCUAUGGCUAUUGAAGGAUAUAAGGCACAGAGUGAAAUGGUGAUUGAUAGUCUUGACAGGUUAAUUACCGCAUGGGAAGAAAGGAAGCAGUCUGUUGUUGUUGAAGGAGUGCAUUUGAGCUUGAAUUUUGUGAUGGGGCUUAUGAAAAAACAUCCAUCAAUCAUACCAUUUAUGAUCUACAUUGCAAAUGAAGAUAAGCAUUUGGAGCGUUUUGCUGUUCGUGCAAAGUAUAUGACCUUAGAUCCUUUAAAGAAUAAAUAUGUUAAAUACAUUCGCAACAUCCGUGCAAUUCAGGAUUACUUGUGCAAAAGAGCUGACAAACAUCUUGUUCCAAAGGUCAAUAAUACUAAUGUGGAUAGAAGUGUGGAUUCCAUACAUGCCACAAUCUUCAGUUGUUUACGUAGGCGAGCAGGAGGUGAACACCUUUAUGAUCAGGCAACAAAUACUGUCAAAAUUAUAGAUGAAGAGUAUCGUAAUCGAUGUACAGCAGCUUCUCUUAGCUCAAAGGGUAUGUUUAAGCUUAUCCAGAGACGAGGGUCCUUCCGACGUCUCAUGGCAUUUGUAAAUACAGAUGGAUCUGUGGCAAAAGCUUGGCCAGUUGAUACAGUAGAUAGUGAAGGUAAACCUGUUUCAAACCAUGGAAGUGUUAGUUGUAUUGGAGAUCCCAUGUAUGGACCUUUGGAAGUUGAGAAAGAAGAACCAGUUAACCUCCAGUUUGGUAAUUUUGGUAUUAGUUCCUGGCAUAACGACACAGGUGGAACGAGCUAUGCCAGCAGCAUCGAUGGUAAUGAAGUAAUCAGUCAUUAUUCUUCAUAUUCAAAUUCACCCAGGCAUUCUGAUGGGCCUGCAAAGGAGCUUACUGAAGAACUGCCUGUACCGGGCAGUGAUGAAGAAUUAGAUGAAGCGCCUCCUGUUGACACUGAAGACGACCUCAGUGAUUCAGGCAUCCAGCAGGAAGAGUUACAAGGCUCUGUUGAUGAGGGGUCUGCAAGAUCAGAUGAAGGAGAUGAUCUGGCCAAUUCUGAUGAACAAGAUUGUGCUUAUUGGUCAGAUAAUCCAGAAGGUGAACAAGCUAAAAAAUAUUUAGAGAAAUAUGGACUUGAAAGAAUAAGUUCAAAAGUUGUGCCGCUUAAGACAUGGAAGAAGCAAAAUUCUUGCAAUAAUAUCCAUUUUUUUGAUAUGACUUGCAAAUCUUUUAUGUCCGAGUCAGAUACCUUAAGUAGAACUAUUUUGAAUGAUUCUUCAUUUCAAAUUGAAUACCUUUCGACUAGUGCAUCUAUGGCACCUUGCAGAACAUCAACAUCCCAUACUGCAGAGCACCGCAAAGUUCCUAGUCGAUCUCAAAGUCUCCCUUCCUUUCAAAGUAUAUCAAAAACCGCUUAAGACAUGGAAGAAGCAAAAUUCUUGCAAUAAUAUCCAUUUUUUUGAUAUGACUUGCAAAUCUUUUAUGUCCGAGUCAGAUGCCUUAAGUAGAACUAUUUUGAAUGAUUCUUCAUUUCAAAUUGAAUACCUUUCGACUAGUGCAUCUAUGGCACCUUGCAGAACAUCAACAUCCCAUACUGCAGAGCACUGCAAAGUUCCUAGUCGAUCUCAAAGUCUCCCUUCCUUUCAAAGUAUAUCAAAUUAUUUAAUGGAAUGAUUUCAAGUGAGGCUUCAAGUAGUCUACGUUGGCCAUAAAAUUAAAUGCUUUAUCUAUGGGAAACUUCUUUGUAAGCGAAUCAUGGUUGGCAUCAUUUUUCAUAGGUAAAAAUUUCUAGUUAGCUCCAUAAAAUGACAUUUUAAUACUGGAUUCUUAGCAAUUGCAUUCAUCUUUCAUGUCUUCUCUUGAUCUUAGCCACUUUUCUAUGCAAGAUAAUAAUUUCCCUCAGAUUGCCACCAAAA